This is a messenger RNA of Tachysurus vachellii, 3034 nucleotides long. RefSeq lists its product as uncharacterized. NCBI's taxonomy places the organism in Eukaryota, Metazoa, Chordata, Actinopteri, Siluriformes, Bagridae. The transcript is spliced from 3 exons. Gene Ontology annotation, molecular function: DNA binding. Gene Ontology annotation, cellular component: transcription regulator complex; nucleus. The coding region runs from base 109 to 1203 and encodes 364 amino acids. The record is from RefSeq and is a predicted model, not a curated record. Gene Ontology annotation, biological process: regulation of transcription by RNA polymerase II.
GGAAGCUGAUUGGCUAUCCGGGCUUGCACUUCCGCUGGUGGACUCGGACGGCACUUUUUGCGGUAACGGUCCGUGACAUGUUAAAUCACACCGUGAACUCGGUAUAAAAUGGCGGCUCCGUGGACUAACGACAAAGAGGAGGAGUUCGUGGCGAUGAUGGAGGGAAAGCCGGAGUUAUUCGACAACACGGAGAUGAAUUUCACCAACAAGACGGCGAAGAUGAACGCCUGGCUGGAGCUGGCUAAACACUUCCAAAUCAACGAGAAAGAUCUGCGUAAGAAGUGGGACUCUCUCAGGACUCAGUACAGCAGAUACACUAAGAUGAUGUACGGAUCAGACGGACGCUUCUUCACCCCGAGACAGCAGUGGAUCAUGCAGCGCCUCAAGUUCCUCGAUCCUCACAUCAAGCGCAGGAUCAACUACUGCACCGACCUCGACUACGAGGUGACUGUGGUUGAGAACGGCUGUGAGGACUCGAACCCUGCCCAGGUGGACGUGGAGAUCGAGGCGGACAGCUUGAACAAACUGGAAAUGAACCUAGACACGUCCAAGCUCACCAAGCAGCUCUCCAAACGUGGGUUCCAGGAUGAGGACGAUGAUGAAGUACGUUCCUGUGGAGCCAAGAAAGCCUGCUCUGACAAACCCAGCCCACAGAUGUUCCCCAAAACCUCCGUUUCCAAGCACCAGUGUGACGAGGAGGACGAGGACGAAGAGUCGGAUUCUGCGAGUCUGAGGAGGAUCGUGUGCAGCACCAUGGAGGAGAAGAAGGACGAGCGCUGGGACGGUUUCUCCGUGUACGUCACUUCCUGUCUCCGCAGCUUGAACUCGUCCCAGAGCCGCAUGAGCGCGCAGGAGGACGUGUGCGCCGUGCUGCAGAGACAUAUGGAGCGAGACGGUGAGGACGACGAGGAUGGAGCAGGGGGCAGGAGCGAGACGUGCAGGAGAACCUGCUCCACCUGCUGUGGCUCCAGGAAGAACAGGAGCGAAGGUGGUGCCAGCAACCUGGCCAAGCCUGACACGGACGAUCAGGACGACCUCGAGCCCUUCCUAAAGUCCAUGUCCAUCAUCAUGAAGAGGUUACCUGAAGGCGAGAGGUCAGAGGUCAAGUUCAGGAUCCAUGAGCUGGUGUACAAAGCCCAGAUGAAACAUCUAACUGAACAGAGGAGUGAACAAAGGAACACACAGAGCUCAUCUGCUCUAUGAGCUGCGUUUUACACACACACACACACACACACACACACACGCAUACACGCGCACACACGCAUACACACGCACACACGCAUACACACACACACAUACACACACACACACGCACACACACACACACACACAUACACACACACACACACACAUCAGCGGCACUUUUGUACACAGCUUUAUAACUCACUUUUAUUAAGUUAUAAAUAUAUAUAUUUAAAAUAACAUCUGAGGAACAAAUCAGGAAGAUUCUUAGAUUUAUAGUGUUUUCUGCUGGAACAGUAAAAACACUGAAAGUCUAUAUUAAAAAUAUCAAACAGUUUCUACUUUUUAUAUUAAAAAGUUAAAAGCUCUAUCACCAGGCUCAGGGUUGCCAGGUUUACCAGGAUCCCUCACCGUUGUGUGAAAGAUACAUAUAACAUUGAAAAGCGAAAUAAUAAGUAAAAGAAAAAUGGAGCAAUAAAAUAUGUAUGAAACAUUACAUAUGAACAGUUUCCACAGUGGACGUGAAGAGUGUACAGGUGGUGCUGCAGUCAUGUUCCUCAGUCACUCAGAUGUUCCUCAGUCACUCAGAUGUUCCUCAGUCUUAUAGUCAGAAUGAUUUCUUCAGUCGGAGUCAGUUGGAUGGUGAUAUGUGGGCUUGAUAUGAAGGUAGUGAGAUGAACUGUCCAUCUCAUCCCUCCUGUUCUCCACUCAUUUGAACUCUUAACAUCAGACACACUGAUGCUGCCCCAUGAGCUGGUCACCACAGACCGAGAGAACAUCUUCAGAUGAAAGGUCCUCAGGAAAUUAAGUCUGCUCUAGUCCUCAAGUCCAGUCUGAUGUCCAAGAGAACUUUUAGCUUGACAAAGCCAACCUCCUCAUCUCUGAUGUUUCUGUGCUUACACACACAUGACUCCUGCUCCAUCUCUCCACAAAGUUCCACCAGUUCAUCCUAAACACGCUAUAGAUCCCUCAGAAAGCUUCUACAGCGAGGUUUACCUGAAGUCUGAGGAGAAAAAAGGUGUUGAUUCUGAACAAAAGUGUUCUUUCACACUGUACACUAUUAACAUGUUUCACAUUAAACUCUUAAUAAAAUGAUAAACAUCAUUAGACUUGAGUAAAUAAAAUACAGCAUUGAUCGACUGAACAUCGUUUAUUUAUCACUGAGCACACAGAAAGAUUAAUUACGGGUGUUUUAGCUUAUAGUUUCUUUUCAACUGAGCAGAAGCUGCACCUGAGACUCCUGAAAGAUGAUUAAACAGGUGGAGUCAGGUGUGUUAAACCCACAGCCACGCCCGUGACCACGCCCAUGACCACGCCCAUGACCACGCCCACAACAGGUCUCUGCUCUGAUUGGACUGGACACUUUUGGAUUAAAUAUAUCACUUUUAACUGAAUAUAUUUGUCCACUGUGUAUCGAGAAGAGAAGCUUGUAGGUUAGAAUAAAAUGAACCCGAACUUCUACACAGUGUCUUGUGAUUUAGGUGAUAAAUCUGAGGGGAAGUCGGUGAGGAGCGAAACGUUUCUUACACUUACAAUAAUGCGAAGUUAAAUGGUUGAACACUAGAGGGCGCUCCUGUAUCAUAAACACUGAUUCAUAUUUCUCUCUCUCUCUCUCUCUCUCUCUCUCUCUCUCUCUCUCUCUCUCUCUCUUUCUGUGCUUAUAACCUGAUCGUUAUUAAAGCUUGAGUCCACAAAAUUAUUCACGUUUGAUGAAAAUCCCGACUGUUUUCAGUGAGUCGGUUAAGGUGACUCGACUCGCCAAUAAGAGUCGACUCUUUUGACUUCUAAUUCGACUCAUUGCCAUUUUUACACCGACAAAGUGAUUGUUUUAUGAAUGAAAUUGUUUAAAGAA